UUCACACUAAUUGCUGAUUACAACCAUAUAAAAUGUUUACAAUUACCUAUGGGUCGAAUUAUGCGAGCGUCGAACAGCAGGGCUACCGCUAUAUUUAGAGCGACCCUGAGCACCAGCGACCGUGGUCACCGCUACACCGGACUACAUUUACACCCACCCAACUACGUUAUCAUGAUAAACGGGCAUGAGAUACCAGUAAUUCGUACACCAAGACGCGCCAAAACACGUUUUGAAAAUUGUCAAGACUUGUGAGCUGGUACAGCUGCGGAUUGAAUUUGGAGAUCAAAAGACCAUGGCAACUGGUGAUCUGACUAACAAUAUCAGGAAACUUCAGAAAGAACUAAAGAUAAUGAAGUAUCAGGAAAGCUUAGACUUAAACAGUUUGGCGCAGGGAAAGGCCUCAGCACUGCUUCCUAUCUAUCACUACGCCUUUACCACCUACAGCUGUGAAAUCGCAGAACUGAUUGCCAGCACAGACACCGAGUUAUAUACCAAGACAGACCUACGCUUUAUAGAGGGGUGUUACAAGAUUUUGAGAGACUUGUUCCAUUACAAACCUCCAAUAACAAAGGAGCAGUUUUUCAAUAGCGGAUUUGUUGAAAGGAAAAUUAUUAUGUGCACAGACGUGUUGAAACUGGUACAACACAAGAAUAAAUCUCUCCAGCCUCCUAAAAAGGCCUCCACCACUACGACAAGCAGCUUAGGACAGGUGGUCUCCAUGAGGCCAAACAAGACCAAGGUGACUGACCUUACGCAGGUGAGAGCUGAUUCUCAGAGGACGAGACCUAGAUCCUCUAUAGGAAGUUCACAGAGGGAGGGAGGGCAGGACCCAAGGAGUGUGGGCGUGUCCCCACGAUCACUCACAGAUGUGGAUCAACCCCAGGUUGUCAAUGAGUUACUCCAGCCAGUUGGGAAUAUUCCAAGGCAUGUCUCUCACCCAAAAUCAAUUAGCAAAUCUUCAGACAACUAUCCACCAACCAGAGAUGCUGACACAUCAUCCUCUUCGGAAUCUGCAGACAAUGACUAUCGUAUCCAAGAGUCGCCACCAGUUCAUGUAGCCAGUGUGACCUCUCCACCAAGAGUCACAAAGGAGGUGCUACCAUCUGCUGGAAGAGAUGUUAGGGGCUUUAACUGGGCAGUUAUCACACCUAGCAUUGCAAAAACUAAAUCAGCAGUUUCAUAUUCCCAUGAUUUUCCGACACAUUGUCAGUUUGAAUUGGAGGAGGAACGAGAGGAUGAUAUAGAGACCGUUAUUGCUGCCACUCCAGCACAUUCCAUUAUGGAGCCUCCCAAUGGGGUUACCAUGGAGUCAGUAAAAAACUCCAGCAACCAACCACCAGAACCUCAAGCUGUCCAGGAUGAUCAACGCACACUAAAUGAAACUCACAUUCUUAAGGCAAUAGAACAGCUGACCAAAUGUUUUGGGACUCUGGAAUCAGGAUUGACGAGGUCUAUAGAAUCGCUAAACGCUCGCAUGAUUCUUGUGGAAAACCGAGUUUCUAUGAUGGAAUCCAAGAUGGAGGUGGUUUUAACUGGUUCUCAAAAAAACCCGGAGCAGCCUAUACCUCAGUCUAUUAAUCACAGCGUGGAAUCUCAGCAAAUGACAUCUAGAAAUACCGCAGCAAGUGUUCAGAACCAGAGGCAGCAAAGCAAUGUUGUAUCAGAAAUAACCAGACCUUCGAGUAGCUCUAUGCAGAAGAACAGAGCAGGUAAUCCUGUCCAUGUUUCUGGACUGCCAAACAAUCAAAUGGAGCUUCAGCAAAUAUCUACAGCAAAUCAGACGACGGGAAAACCCUCCAGUUUACAGGGUCCUCCACUUCAGUCUGCCUUGUACGAUGAAUCAACCCUGGUCAUGUUUUCACCGAUCCAUCAUGUGACACGACCCCCAAGUCAGGAGAGGACCCCAGACACAACCUUCUGUUCCACUAGUCACGAUACACGAGACCCGAGGUUAUCCAGCACACCAGCACGUAGCACAGUGGAGAUGGACACUCAGUUAGUGCUGGGGGAAUCUAUGAACCUCCAGUCUGGGGAUGUAAACACCCAGGACCAAGUUAACAGAAUUAAAAACCUGUUCAAGUCGACAGAAAUUCUGCUAAAACAAUGAAAUACAGAAGAGCUUGACAAUGACUUUGUGAUAGACUUAAAUAUUUAUAUACGUGUAUAUUUAGAAGAACAUUGGAAUUAAAACACCAUUAUAGCAUAAAUGACUUGUCAAUAAAGUCCUAAAACUGUUAAA
Ostrea edulis (European flat oyster) is the source of this 2239-nucleotide messenger RNA. RefSeq lists its product as uncharacterized. NCBI's taxonomy places the organism in Eukaryota, Metazoa, Mollusca, Bivalvia, Ostreida, Ostreidae. The transcript has 11 exons. The coding region runs from base 293 to 2107 and encodes 604 amino acids. The record is from RefSeq and is a predicted model, not a curated record. Gene Ontology annotation, cellular component: spindle pole; centrosome.